AUGUCAACUUCAGCAACACCUUCAUUACCUUUGCAUAAUGCAUCAAACGCCGACUCGUUGCGGCCGCCCUCCACAACACCUAUAAGUGGACGGCCGAAUGCGCCAUCGUCGACAUCCACCUCAACAUAUUCGUUGCUCGAGCCUCAUGAAACUGCCGAGCGACUACGAACCUCCCUUUUACACGGAUUGACACCCGCCGAGGCGGAAGUGCGCUUAGCAAGAGAUGGGCCGAAUGAGCUUCCCCACGAAGAGCCCGAACCUCUAUGGCUGCGUUUUCUCAAACAGUUCAAGGAAUCGCUUAUUCUACUCCUCCUCGGCUCUGCUGCAAUAUCAUUUGUGAUGGGCAACUACGACGAUGCCAUCAGCAUUACUCUUGCGGUGACGAUUGUUGUGACGGUGGGCUUUGUCCAGGAGUACCGGUCGGAGAAAUCUUUGGAAGCGUUGAGCCGUCUUGUACCUCAUUACGCCCAUUUGAUACGUGAUCUUCCGAUGGCUGCUGAGAAUGGCGGCACGCCCCCAUUGGAUUCUGGAAUUGAAAUGAACGAAAUUCGGAGCAAAAGUCCAGGCUCGGCUUCUGCCGCAGUCAAGGCUUCUUCAACCGUCCCCGCGAACGAACUCGUACCUGGAGACCUUGUUCUCUUCACGACAGGCGACCGCAUUCCUGCCGAUAUUCGCAUCACUGCUGCGACGCACCUCAGCAUCGACGAAUCGAACUUAACCGGAGAGAAUGAGCCUGUAGCAAAAUAUGCGGAAGCUCUGCGCAGCACACCUAGCGGAACCCUCGCAGCGUCAAAAGGAAUAGAACCACCUCGAUCCCCAUUCUAUGAUGCGCCGGCUACCGGUGCUGUUGGUGCUGAUAUUCGGUUGAACGAGCAGCACAACAUUGCGUUCAUGGGUACACUAGUUCGUUCAGGAUAUGGUCAGGGCAUCGUUAUCUCGACCGGUGCCAAGACAGAGUUCGGCGCUAUAUCCAUCUCACUUCAAGAAAUCGAAAGCCCCCGAACACCUUUGCAGCUAUCUAUGGAUCGUUUGGGCCAGGAGCUGAGUUACAUCUCUUUCGGUGUCAUCGGAUUGAUUGUAGUUAUCGGUCUUAUUCAAGGUCGCAAAAUUCUCGAAAUGUUCACAAUUGGAGUUUCGCUGGCCGUCGCAGCAAUUCCAGAAGGAUUGCCCAUCAUUGUGACCGUCACACUGGCUCUGGGAGUCUUGCGUAUGGCUAAGAGAGGGGCGAUCAUGCGAAGACUCCCUAGCGUGGAAACUCUUGGGUCUGUCAAUGUCGUGUGCUCUGACAAAACUGGCACUCUCACGUUGAACCACAUGACUGUUACCAAAAUGUGGCAUUUCGAUUGCCCAGAACCAUUCGAGGUGCAAAAAGAUACGAUCUCCGUGCUGCCUCCUAACCCCGCGGCGCAGACGAUUCUUCGCGUCGGUAACAUUGCCAACAACUCUCGUCUGUCGCGAAUGCAUGCAAACUCUCCAGCCAGCGCAUCUUCUGCAGCAGUACUUUCCUCGACUAUAAAUAGUGAUUCAGCUGCUGCCAAGAGUCGGUGGGUGGGUCAACCCACCGAUGUGGCCAUUUUGGAUCUUCUAGACGCUCUAGGAGAAGAUGAUGUGCGCGAUCGUAUCAGCGAUCGCGUUCAUGAGACUCCGUUUAGCUCUGAGCGGAAAUGGAUGGGUGUUGUUAUCGGCAGUUCCGGUUCAUUUGGAAGUUCCCAUGCCUAUAUCAAAGGUGCUCUCGAACAGGUCCUCGCACGCUCAGACACCUAUCUCACCAAGGAUGGCCGGGAGGUCAUUCUAGAUGAGCCGCGCCGCAAAAUCAUUCGGGAAGCAGCAGAAAAAAUGGCAGCGGAGGGUCUGAGAGUCCUCGGUUUCGCCAGUGGGCCCAUUCGCGACACGUCUAGAGGUAGCAGAGGCUUCGGUGGCCGGUCCCCAAAGCUCGCUCAGGGUGAUGGUGACGAGCGCUAUAACGGCUUGGUCUUUGCUGGGCUGGUGGGAAUGAACGACCCGCCGCGUAAAGAUGUGCACAAAGCUAUUCGACGAUUGAUGGCUGGUGGAGUCAGAAUGAUCAUGAUCACUGGUGACGCCGAGACAACAGCUGUGGCUAUUGCAAAGAAGCUCGGUAUGCCAGUCAACGACUCCCCGAGUGCACGCUCAGUCAUCCGAGGUGAUGAGCUCGACCACAUGACUGCCGGCGAGCUUUCACAGGCCAUCUCAACAGUAUCGAUCUUUGCCCGCACGAGCCCAGACCACAAGAUGAAGAUCGUGAAAGCUCUUCAAUCCCGUGGUGAUGUGGUUGCCAUGACUGGUGAUGGUGUUAACGAUGCACCUGCCCUGAAAAAAGCCGACAUUGGUAUUUCAAUGGGCAAGCUUGGCACCGAUGUUGCGAAGGAGGCUGCGGACAUGAUUUUGACGGACGACGAUUUCUCGACUAUUCUACGAGCAAUUGAACAGGGCAAGGGCAUCUUCUAUAACAUCCAGAACUUCAUCACGUUCCAGUUGAGUACUAGUGUGGCUGCACUCAGUCUUGUACUGCUGAGCACUACUCUUGGCUUCAAGAAUCCGCUGAAUGCUAUGCAAAUCUUGUGGAUUAUCCUUCCAGAUAUUCUCAUGGAUGGCCCGCCCGCCCAGUCUCUAGGCGUCGAACCCGUCGACCCCAGCAUUAUGAACCGCCCGCCACGACCUAAAACAGCUCGUGUUUUGACCAAACCUCUGAUCCAGAGAGUGCUCACUUCAGCCAUGAUCAUCAUGAUUGGCACAUUGUCCAUUUAUAUUCACGAAAUGGGCGAUAUCACGGACGGCAGCCCUCUCGAAAAACGUUCCCGCGUCGUCACGGCCCACGACACCACCAUGACCUUCACAUGUUUCGUGCUUUUCGACAUGUUCAAUGCGUUAACCUGCCGCAGUGAGAGCAAAUCCGUCCUGCGCGGUGAAAUGUCUCUGUUUGGAAACAAAAUGUUCAACUACGCCGUUCUCGGCUCCUUGGCCGGUCAGGCCUGCGUGAUCUAUCUGCCAUUCCUACAGCGUAUUUUCCAGACGGAAGCUCUUGGUUUCGGGUCCUUAUUCAAGCUGGUCUGCAUCGCCAGUUCAGUGUUCUGGGCGGAUGAAGGCCGCAAGUAUCUGAACGCGGUUCGUCGUCGGCGUGGAGUAGGCUCAGGCUAUAGUGUCAAUGUCUGA
Penicillium paradoxum is the source of this 3171-nucleotide messenger RNA. RefSeq names its product Ca(2+)/Mn(2+)-transporting P-type ATPase PMR1 (gene pmr1). The record is from RefSeq and is a predicted model, not a curated record. Gene Ontology annotation, cellular component: endoplasmic reticulum; plasma membrane; Golgi membrane. The transcript has 3 exons. NCBI's taxonomy places the organism in Eukaryota, Fungi, Ascomycota, Eurotiomycetes, Eurotiales, Aspergillaceae. Gene Ontology annotation, molecular function: ATP binding; ATP hydrolysis activity; P-type calcium transporter activity. Gene Ontology annotation, biological process: manganese ion transport; calcium ion transmembrane transport; intracellular calcium ion homeostasis. Bases 1 to 3171 code for a protein of 1056 amino acids.